AUGUUGACUCAACGACGUUGGCCCGUGACCGCGACCGCCAUCAUAUCCUCCAGCGUCAGAGCACCCGCUACGUUGAGGCGAAUUGCACGCAAGUGCCACGGCAAAUACGCUCGAAGCACGCUCGAUGUCGAGCUACCAACACCAUCAACAUCGACACUCACCUCGGGAUCCUCCUCCACGGCUAGCACUUUCUCCAACUCCACCACGUCCCUUUCGCAACGGCUUCUCACGGCUUCCGUGUCGGGAGCGCCCGCUGCAGCCGCCUCGGCCACGACCACUACAUCCCUGGCUAGGACUCGGCGACCUCAGGUUCCACAGCAAUCCAAGCAAGCGACAGGAGGGCGACUCAGAACCUCGUCCACGGAGACUUCGGAUACUGGUGUCACGGAGCUUGCACCGAGUCUCGCAACGUCGUCGUCGACUUGGUUUGAUUUCGAGCCAGCGGGAGGCUCCACACCUUUGUUCUCGCCAGAGCCACAGCCGACGUCGAGUAAUGAUGGCGAGCUCGACGAUGGCGCCGCCGGAUCAAGGCAACUUCUUCCCUCAUCAUCCAGCUCGACGAGUGAAAUCGCCGCGGCAUCUACUCGGCCAACUCUCGAGACGUCGUCGGGCGCUGCGUCGGCGAAAAGACGCGAAACAAGCUUUGGGGAAGUUGUGGCUGUAGAAACUCCGGGCGCCAUCGUUGGCAAAGUUUCCAACGUCUUUGGUGGUGACGAUGGCGGUGGCACGAAUUCCACCGGCAGUAGAAGCAAGUCUGUUGGCGGGGGCAUCGAGCACAACAGCAGCCUCUCUUCUUUGCCGAACAAUGCCAGCAGCAGCAAGUCCCCGAUUGCGUUAUCGCCAAGAACAAUCAUUGGAAUAUCCGUCGGCGUCGUCGUCACGGUCAUCGUGAUGAUGAUACUUGUGUGGAUGCGGCGAAAAAGAAGGAACAAGGGGGAAUGGGCCCGGUGCUCCGGACGGCUGCAGAAGCAGAGGGGAAAUGAAGAGAGGGAUUUCAACAGGCUCGGCCUCGCCAACGGUGAGUCGGCUGCGGCAGCGGGGCUGCAUGUUGUUGCCUCGGAGCGAACAAGGGGGCGAUUGUGGAUGCCACAAGGUGCUGGCGCCGUCGACAGCUUCGGCGCCGGCAUGGACGGUGCCCACGCGCGAUUCUUGGAAACAGCGGCGUCGCCUCGGCGGGGAGGCGAUGCGGGAGGCCGCGACGAAAGGGAUGGAAGGUCAGAGGAGGCUUCGAAUCCCGACGACGGACCGGGCCGGACCCUGGACAGCUUCGCCGGGUUCGGCGAGUUCGAGCCUCGGCAUGAACGACAUGCGACAGCCACCAGUCGGCCGGCACACCCUUUGGCCGCUCCCAAGGCGUCGUAUACUCUGAGUUUGCUUUGUCACGAUGAUUUCGACGGCCAGGAAUCGCCGACGGAACAUGCGGUCGCCCUUUUCGCCGCCCGCAGGGAGUCUCCCCUCGAGAUGGUGGGCAACGCUCAGCACGGGACAUAUUCGGCCGUCGAGCGGCGGCAGUCGGUGCACGGCGAGACUCUGGAGGGCAACCAUCGAAAUACGAGGCGGGUCGACGGCGUCGGCGGCAAGUUCAACGAUGCGGAUGCCACGACAAGAUUCGGCAAGCUCGACAUACAGUGCCGAUUGAAAGCCGACUAG
Molecule: messenger RNA, 1650 nt
Organism: Drechmeria coniospora
Lineage: Eukaryota; Fungi; Ascomycota; Sordariomycetes; Hypocreales; Ophiocordycipitaceae
Exons: 3
Coding region: 1-1650 (549 amino acids)
Source: RefSeq, a predicted model, not a curated record